Molecule: messenger RNA, 3423 nt
Organism: Leptonychotes weddellii (Weddell seal)
Lineage: Eukaryota; Metazoa; Chordata; Mammalia; Carnivora; Phocidae
Source: RefSeq, a predicted model, not a curated record
GCCGGGGCGGUGUGACGCUGGACAUCGGCCCGGACGCAGGCGUGAGGCAGUCGGAGCCGAGGAACCCCAGCGGCGUCCCUGCGCUCCAGUGCCUUGCUUCGGUGCUCCGCGGCGGCGCCUCGAGAGUUCGCAGGUGGAAAAAUGGCGUUUGUGAAGAGUGGAUGGUUGCUGCGACAGAGUACUAUUUUGAAGCGUUGGAAGAAGAAUUGGUUUGACCUGUGGUCAGAUGGUCACCUGAUCUAUUAUGAUGACCAAACUCGGCAGAGUGUCGAGGAUAAGGUCCAUAUGCCAGUGGACUGCAUCAAUAUCCGCACCGGGCACGAGUGUCGGGAUAUUCAGCCUCCAGAUGGGAAGCCAAAAGACUGUAUGCUGCAGAUUGUUUGCCGAGAUGGGAAAAUUAUCAGUCUUUGUGCAGAAAGCACAGAUGAUUGUUUGGCCUGGAAAUUUACACUCCAGGAUUCCAGGACAAACACAGCUUACGUUGGCUCAGAGGUCCUGUAUGAUGAGACAGCUGUGGCUUCUUCCCCACCUCCUUAUACAGCCUAUGCUGCACCAACCCCCGAGCAGGCAUAUGGCUAUGGUCCAUACAGUGGUGUAUACCCUCCAGGAACUCAAGUUGUCUAUGCUGCAAACGGGCAGGCUUAUGCUGUACCCUACCAGUACCCAUAUGCAGGACUUUAUGGACAACAGCCUGCCAACCAAGUCAUCAUUCGGGAGCGGUAUCGAGACAGCGACAGUGAUCUGGCACUGGGCAUGCUGGCUGGGGCAGCCACGGGCAUGGCCUUAGGGUCUCUGUUCUGGGUCUUCUAGAGUCCUUCAGAUCUGGAUAUGCAUAGCUUCUGAUGCCCUGUGUGCAAUACUAUAAUUUGCAGGGUGUUUUCUGUUGGUGAUAAAUGUUUUUAAUAAUAGUUUGAAUAGUUCUUUUGAAAGUGGUGACAUCAUAGUUAUAACUAAUCCAUACACGUACUGUAGAGAAGGCUUCUGAUUUCUGUUUAGCUAAAACAUGACUCUGGGGCACUGGCUCAUUCCAGGAGUUUGUUUAUAGAACUCUCGGAAUACCUUAUUUUGAACAUACCUGUUUUGAAAGGCGUUUUCUUUUCAGUUAGGUGUAGUGCUUAAGGGACAGUUUACUUUAGUGUUAUGUUAAUAGUAUGGUGAUGUAUGAGUGAGUUAUGUGGCAAGGAGAACUGCAGCUUCUUUCUGUUUAAUAUCAAACUUUCAAGCCUCAGAUCAGAACUGGCUGCAUGUAACUUGAGGAAUUAUGAGCUGGUAAGCUCUCAGGAACUUCCCUGAGGCAGUGGGGUUGGUAUUCCCACGAUCUAUGGGGCCAGUGACUGCUCAGGAUGGUGGGGGAGGGGCAGCCCUCCCUCCCCCUCCCCCUUUAAAAUGAUGCUUCUUCAUUUUAUUCUUUGUUUUCUUGGUAGCGAUACUUGGAAAAUAUCCCACAUUAGGAAUUGACUUGAGCCUCAAAGUUUUAGGGCUUUAUCCUUUAAAACUUGAAGAAGGCAAAACAGUUAAAGUAUGUGGAGAUAGAUUUGCUUUAUUCAGAGACAUUAUGUUUUUAGUGUCUGCUUUGAGUAUUUUUAUUGCCACCUCAGCCUACUUAUAGCUUAUUUUUCUGCCUGUUGAGAAAGUGCUAUUAGAAGAAUGGUGAGGAAAAUGGAAUGAGAGCCAUACUUACAGUGUUACUGUGUUAGGCCUCCAGAGAUUGCACUGUGCAGAGGAUGCUCUUUCCCAUCUUUCUGAAGGCUAUUAAAAAGCAGGUGUCCUGUUUUGUGCAGGACUGGGGCACUGUGGCUGUCCCCAAGCACUAGGGUGCAUGGAGCCCUGGUGGUGGCAUAGUGAGGGCUCUUGGACCAUGGCUGUGGGGGAGACUCAGGUUAGAGAUGGGAAAUGAAGCCUAAGGACUUGAAUGACUUGCUGUCAAGAUAUUAGUGAACCUGACCAGGGCGCCAGCUUUGUUUUUAUUCCUGACUCAGGUGUCACAGAGAAGCUUAAACAUUUAAUUUUGAGCCCCAGCUAUGUGUGAAGCUCUGGAAAACCCAUAAUCCUGCACUUCUCUUAUUUAUGUGAAUUUUUAAAGCUUCUAAUUAGUCCAGUUUUCUGUCCUGCAUGCUUUAAAAAAUGUACUUCUACCAAGGCAAUUUAGCACAGUAGUAGUGCCUGUCCUCGCACUCCGUGUGGCCCUGUUUCCACAAAAUACGCUCCUAGUGUCACAGAAUGUUUUUAUUUUCUGUGGCCAGUUACUUAUAUAGCUCAUUUGUUUUACUGGUCAACUGAUUCCAACUCUGAGCAGACUUAAAUAGAUCUGCAUAUGAAGCCAUCUGCCAAGCGACCUUUCCUGGACAGUUCUGGUGAACCUGCUGCUACUGUAGAGUCUGUAUCUAGCUGAAAGGAGGUGCACUUGACUGUCACCUCUUUGGGUAUUUUGGAUGGUAGAAAAUUGCCACAUGAUGUGUGACAACACUGGUUUUGAUGGUUAAAAAUGUUGCUUUUACGAUUUUACAUCCUAUAUAGUAAGAAUGGCUUUGUUGAGAUUGUAGUCAUUACUGGAGCUGGAUGCUUUACUAAUAAAAUAUUAAACAGUUUUAAUGUUGCAUUGGGGUAUUAAUUUUGAACUUGGAGUUACUGGAACCACAGACUACUAAGUUAUGUCACUGAAAUGCACAGGAAGCAGAGUCCCCCCACUGACAGAAGGGGAGGUGUGAAUUGAAGCUUGGGCACAUGUUGUGCACCCUGUUGGCCAGCCUGAUUGGGCAGACAUAGUUGAGCCUGGAAAUUCACUGUUGCCAGUGACUUGAUGCUGAUAUGAAAUGCAUAGUAGUUAUAAAGAUGGGCUGAGAUACUUCAUUUCCCUGGUCCAACUUCCAAAGAUGUUAACUCUGUGAUCACCUCAAUUUAUGUAAUCCUAAAUCAACAAGUUAGAUGAGGUGGAAGGAACUUGUUCAGGUGUGAGUAAGCAUUCCGCGUUCAUAUGUACUUCUGUAUAAUGUACCUGGAAGAAGUUGGCCACUGACAUUGCACACAUGCCGAUCUGAUUUUUCUUUUAAUUCCUGGAGUGCACUUCGGGUCAUAGUAAAGAGAAGGAAGAGAGCAGUGGCUGUGUUUCAGAUGAUCAUCCUGAAACAGGCCAGGCCCCAAGACCUGGAUCAUAAGGAGACGUUCCUGUGUUUGAGACGAAUGUCCCAACUUUAUUUUCUACAUCAGUUAUGAUCCUGUUUCAUUUUUCUUUCUCCUUCCCAAGUUUAUGUAGACAGAGACUUGGAAUGCAGGUCCAUUUUUUUCCCCCUAGAAUCGAUCUAUUUUCUGAUUGCUUCCCUGUCUCUUGUAUUCUCUUGUGUCCACAGAACCUGUUUUUCCCUAUAUGUGCAAAUUGUAUGUUUAUAAGUGAAAAUGUUAAUACAUUAAAUGAUUAACCAUAAA